GUUUUGUCUCAGUGAAGCCCCAGGCGCUGGGAGAGGGAAAGUCGCAUCGAGAAGGAUUCUGCAUCCUUCAAAAGCGAGGCAGAUUCUCUAGAUCCGGUUCCUGCUGAGAAAGUCGUGGGAAGAGAUCCUGUGGAACAGCAGAACCAGCGCAUUUUGAUCCUGACUUGCUGUAAACCCACAAACAAAAUGGAAGCGCUAACGAAGAUGUUCUCGCUUGCUGGCAAAACCGCCGUGGUGACAGGCGGCAGUCGAGGCAUUGGGGCAGCCAUGGCUAUCGCUCUGGCUGAAGCUGGUGCAGAUAUCAUUCUCAUCCAGCGCGACGAAAAAAACAAGGACACAUACAACAAAAUCCAACAACUGGGAAGAAAGGCCACGAUAGUCACAGCUGAUCUGUCCGACCAGACGUCCGUCUCCAAGACCAUCCCGGACUUGGUGAAGGCCGGCCAUGAUAUGCACAUCCUGAUCACUUGCGCAGGGAUUCAAAAACGACAUCCUGCCCACCAGUUUCCUCUGGAUGACUGGAACGUGGUGCUACAAGUCAACCUUACAACGGUAUUUACGUUAUGCCGCGACUUCGGCGCCUAUCUCUUGUCCAAACCUGCCCCCACCUCACCGUCACAGUCACGGGGAGCAAUCAUCAAUGUAGCCUCUCUCUUGACCUUCCAGGGCGGCAUCACCGUGCCAGCGUACGCGGCGUCCAAGGGCGGCGUGGCUCAACUCACGAAAGCGCUUAGCAACGAGUGGGCGAAGGAGGGGAUCAGCGUCAACGCCAUUGCGCCGGGGUACAUCGAUACGGACAUGAAUGAGGCAUUGAUCGCAAAUGAGACUCGAGCGAGGCAGAUUCUCGAGAGGAUCCCCGCGGGACGAUGGGGGACGCCGGAGGACUUCAAGGGCGCCGUGGUGUUUUUGGCCAGCGACGCGAGUCGGUACGUGAGUGGUGAAAUCUUGACCAUCGAUGGAGGGUGGAUGGGACGGUGACGGAGAAACAACAGAAGAGGUUAGCUGCUCAAUUUUAUCUUUGUCUAGACCAUCCGAGGGGGUUUGAUUAGACCGCAAGAUGAUGUAUUCUCGUUCACUUCACGUCACGGCGCAAAGAGAGGGCAAAAGCCAGGGCAGAGAGGAUGUUGAAAUGAC
Molecule: messenger RNA, 1134 nt
Organism: Cladophialophora immunda
Lineage: Eukaryota; Fungi; Ascomycota; Eurotiomycetes; Chaetothyriales; Herpotrichiellaceae
Product: 2-deoxy-D-gluconate 3-dehydrogenase
Exons: 2
Coding region: 187-978 (263 amino acids)
Molecular function (GO): oxidoreductase activity, acting on the CH-OH group of donors, NAD or NADP as acceptor
Source: RefSeq, a predicted model, not a curated record